AUGCCGACUACGCUCCCAGCACCGUCGAAACCGUUAAUUGAUAGACUUGACUUUAGUUCCCGUGUCUAUCUGCCUGACGAGGACUCAUUUGAAGUUUUCAAUCGUGAUAGCGCCGAAGUUCUUGAUUGGAUUCGAAGUAACUUGCCGAGAUUUUGUGGCCUACAACGCCUUGCGCAGUUAACUCUUUGUCGAGGGCAGCAACAGGCCGCUCCCAUCUUUAUCGAUGCACGCAAAAGCGAAGUGGUACUGCUUGAAGAGGCACCGACAGAUGCCGAGCCUGACAUAAAAUCAAAUAUUGCGCCAGGAUAUGUGCUGGAUGCCAUUACAGGUCGCUUGCUGACGCAGAAUAUGUUUACCAAGCAUUCAGUUCCCCCGUGUCCUGGUGCUUUUGCGUCAUGUUUUGCUCCUCUAGGUCUCCCAGGUCCUAUGACCCCCGCGAGUGAGUUGGACCACAACGCAUUGCCCAAGCCCACAGAAGACCCUGAGCAGAUCAAGCGCGAUAUGAAGACAUGGGGAUAUGGGUUACUGGCAAACGCCAUUACACCUGAGCAAGUUGAGAUUCUCAGAACUGCAGUCCUAGAACAAGGAGCUGGUGAGCGGAAGAAUGGAGUUGCGCACAUGCAAGGUCCAAAUCAACGAAUAUGGAACCUUCCUAACAAGGGUGACGAGUUUCUCGACAUGCUCAAUCACCCCUUGCUUGAAACCUUUGUGCCAUGGUUCUUAGGCGAGGGUUUCUUGAUCUAUAAUAUGUCAGCGAACGUUGCUCUCCGAGGAGAAGAUGGCAUUCAUAUGCACAGGGACCAGUCGUCAAUGCCACCAGAUCAAAUUAACCACGCGUACAUGAUGAACGCCAUAUGGUAUUUGACCGACUUGACACCCGAAAAGGGUGCGACUCUUGUGUACCCCGGGUCUCAUGUGAAGAAUGUGGCACCUCUAGGGCAUAUGAGUGAUGUUGGAGGCUCAAUUCCGGCCUGCGCUCCCGCUGGAACAAUCCUGCUUUUAGACAGUCGCGCAUGGCACUCCACGGGCCAAAACCAAACAGACGAACCGCGACCGCUCGUUGUUUUGACUUUCGUCCGCUACUUUGUGCAGAAAAUGGAAAACUAUCCGCUGCUACUCAGUGAGAGGGUAAAGUCAAGGUUAUCCGACCGCCACAAAGCCCUCCUGGGAUUUCCGGUACCUGGGGCGCACGGUUCGGGUUAUAAUGCUUACAAGAGAUUGGGAGAGGAAGCAGGGGAGAUGCGCGCUCCAGUAGAUGGAACAAACCUCGCACAAGUAAACUAG
Molecule: messenger RNA, 1284 nt
Organism: Glarea lozoyensis ATCC 20868
Lineage: Eukaryota; Fungi; Ascomycota; Leotiomycetes; Helotiales; Helotiaceae
Product: Clavaminate synthase-like protein
Exons: 4
Coding region: 1-1284 (427 amino acids)
Source: RefSeq, a predicted model, not a curated record